Theobroma umbraticum is the source of this 1068-nucleotide messenger RNA. It is a transcript of the gene EXLB1, whose product is annotated as expansin-like B1. Gene Ontology annotation, biological process: sexual reproduction. NCBI's taxonomy places the organism in Eukaryota, Viridiplantae, Streptophyta, Magnoliopsida, Malvales, Malvaceae. The record is from RefSeq and is a predicted model, not a curated record. Gene Ontology annotation, cellular component: extracellular region.
UCUUAGCUUCCCAUCCCUCACAAGCUCAUCCAGCUUCUCUCCUCUCUAUUUUCUAAGUUAUCUUUCUCUUGUCUUGGUUACAUUAUUCUCUUUGGUACUGCUAUAAACUUGGUAGCAGAAACAUGGGGUUCUCAUUAAAAUUUCAUUACUGCCUUGUGUCUGUCAUGGUGCUCUUGCCUGCACUGUGUUACUCUCAGGACUAUUUCGUCCGGUCCAGAGCAACUUACUAUGGCAGUCCUGACUGCUUAGGGACUCCUAGUGGAGCUUGCGGGUUCGGAGAAUACGGAAGGAGUGUCAAUGAUGCGAACGUGGCUGGGGUUUCCAGGCUCUACAAGAAUGGAACUGGCUGCGGUGCUUGCUAUCAGGUUAGGUGCACGAACCCUCAACUAUGUGAUGAUAAUGGGGUGAACAUUGUUGUGACUGACUAUGGCGAAGGAGACCACACCGAUUUCAUCCUGAACCCCCGUGCCUACGCAAGGAUGGCACGAUCAAACACCGCCGCGCAGCUGUUUGCUUAUGGCGUAGUUGACGUGGAAUACCAGAGAAUCCCUUGCCGCUACGGUGGUAACAAGCUCCAGUUGAAGGUUCAUGAACACAGCAGAUACCCAAGCUACUUGGCCAUCGUAAUCUUGUACCAAGCUGGCAAAAACGAAAUCCAAGCCAUUGAAAUUUGGCAGGAGGAUUGUAAGCAAUGGAUAGGAAUGAGGAGAGCGUAUGGGGCAGUUUUCGACAUGGCUAAUCCGCCACAGGGGUCUAUCAGCUUGAGGUUCCAAGUGAGUGGCAGCGCCGGUUUGACAUGGGUCCAGGCACCAAAUGUUAUCCCCAGCAAUUGGAAAGCUGGAGUUGCAUAUGAAUCAGAUAUUCAGCUUGAGUAAAGUAGGAAAUUUCAAAAGGAAAAAAUCAAACUACUUGUUUUAAUUCCCUGAUUAUAUAGUUGCUUUAUGAUGUUACUAGUAAGACAGCAAAGUGCUUAGAACUUUGCCCCGCGCUCGAUAAAAUAAAAAGUUGUUAUAUGUACUUCAGCUUCUCGAAUCAAUAAAGUUACACCGUUGAAGAUAUUUUUCUUUA